Molecule: messenger RNA, 4107 nt
Organism: Caenorhabditis sp. 36 PRJEB53466
Lineage: Eukaryota; Metazoa; Nematoda; Chromadorea; Rhabditida; Rhabditidae
Source: the annotation of a GenBank genome assembly
AUGUUCCGGAGGGUGAGUUGAGCUUCGUUGUGAAAUAGUCGAAUCAGAAAUUGAAUUCAGAACGAGGGAAACGGCGAGCAUAUAAUGCAAUUCGAGGAGGAAUGGGUAAAAGCCGAGCCGAUUGUGCACUCACUUCUCUAUCAAAGAGUUCGUUUCUAUUCAUUGCCUCCUCUAUUGUCCUUCUUUUUCCAGCCGGUCACCCCGGCUGCCUGGCAGGACCUCUUCUAUCACGUCUACAAAAUCACUUCGUGGGUGACGGACGGCCCUCAGAAGAUUCGAAAUAUACUGACGUCGAACAUCGAUCGAUACGUGUGGGAGGCGAACAAUGUGAAUGACUGUAGUAAACAGGAGGGGACAACAAAAGUGUGAUUACAGAGAAUCAGAAGUCUGCAAACGGACGAGAGUCUUCUCAAAGCGUACAUCAAAGAGUGGAAUCGAUUCUACAGACAGGCCAGCAUUCUGCCACUUCCGUUUAAGGUUUUUGAGGGGAGCACACCGGAUUACAGUAACACGCGCGUUUCAGAAGAUCGACGAAUCGACGCAGCCGAAGCGGAGAAGUGUGUCCGACGUGUCGGACGAUUCGAUCCGUUCGGUGAUGCUCGAGAAGUGGAACAUGACGAUAUUUGUAAAUAUUUCCGACAAUUUGCUCGGAGAAGCUCUCCGUUUGGUCAAAGAAGAGCGUGACGGGAAUAUCAUAGAUUCGGAUAAUGUGAUUGGAAUUCGUGAAAGCUUUGGUUUGUGGAAGUCUUCAAUUCAAUAAAUCGACAAACACAAAUUUCAGUAGCGCUGAACGAUAAGAUUGGGGAAGACCCUCUCCAAGUGUACAGACACGCAUUCGAACGGAAUUUUAUCGAACAGACCAGCGAAUACUACAACAAGAUCUGUGGACAGUUGCUCAACGAGAUGGGCGUGCUCGAGUACAUGGUCUAUGCGGAUAAGAAGCUCGAAGAAGAGCAGCUCAGGGCUCAGAGGUACCUGGAAUUUUCGUCGCCAACGGCCGGAAAGCAUAUGGAGAAGGCGGUGAUCGCUCUCGUCGAGAACUUUGAGGACACUAUCCUUGCCGAGUGCUCGAAACUGAUUGCACAGAGAGAUGUUGAGAGUGAGUGCAGACUAGUCUUAAAGUUUGAUAAAUGUGUUUAGGACUUCAAAGAUUGUACCGGCUGAUCAGACGGACUCGUUCGGGCAUCGAGACAGUCCUUAAGUGCAUUGAUACGCACAUCCGAACCGAAGGACUAAAUGAUAUGCGCAACAACGCGGACAGUCUUGCCACGGACCCGGAGAAGUACGUCCAGCAACUGCUUCUGAUGUUCGACAAGUUCUCUUCGUUGGUCCGCGAAGGAUUCUGUGAUGACGCACGUCUUCUGACCGCCCGAGAUCAGGCGUUCAGCUCGGUUGUCAACGAUUGCUCCAUCUUCAAAACCGAGUUAUUCAACAAGAAAGGGUGAGUUACUCAAACCCACGGGACUUUUUGCUCAUACUUGUUCCUUUCAGUCGUGCCGUGUCAGUGGAGUCCAAAUGCGCUGAGCUGCUCGCCAACUACUGUGAUCUGCUGCUCCGGAAGACUCAACUCAGCAAGAAACUCACUUCGGAUGAGAUUGAUGAGAAACUAGGUCAAGUUGUGAGUUCAUUAGAUCCACCUGUUUCUUCCAUUUGUAAUCCUGUUCCUUCCAGCUGCUCGUUCUGAAGUACGUGGACAACAAGGACGUCUUCAUGCGAUUCCACCGAGCCCAUCUCUCUCGCCGUCUGAUUCUCGAGAUGAGCGCCGAUCAGGAGAAGGAGGAGAUGAUGGUGACCAAGUUGAGAGAGUGUGGAAUGCCUUCUGACGCCGUCAACAAGCUCUCCAGAAUGCUUCAAGAUAUAGAGCUGAAUAAGGUAGGCUGUUUAAAACAAAAGUUGUUGGUGCAAGCUUACUUCUUUCAGGACAUGAACUCAUCCUUCAAGAAAGCACUUACUGGAACCAACAAUAACAAAUCUGUGGCCGACUCGAUCAAUCUGAAGGUGCUGAACGGAGGAGCCUGGGGACGGGGCGGAUCGGAAAAGGUUCGGUUCUCGCUGCCCCGCGAGCUGGAGGAGUUUGUGCCGGAGGUGAGGAGGAAUACGUGGAUGUAGUUGUGGAAAAUAAAGAUUCAUUUACAGAUGGAGGCAUUCUACAAGAAGCAGCACAACGGACGAAAACUCUGCUGGAUGCACCAUUGGAGCAGUGGAACUGUACGUUCAACUUGAUAGAGACUUGUGGAGCCGUGAAACUCUCGUUUCAGAUGGUGUUUGGCACUGCGAGCGGCGGCCGUUUCGACCUGGAAAUCACGACUUUCCAAAUGGCAGUGCUCUUCUGUUUCAAUGAUCGUGCUCACGAGAAGAUUUCCCUCGAGACGCUCCGACUAGCUACAGAGUUGCCCGACGCGGAACUGAACAGAACUCUUUUGGUUCUUUUGAUUAAUUUUUGAUCUUUCAACCUGUUCCAUUUCAGUCCCUAGUCGCCUACCCGAAGAUGCGCUCGCAGAUCCUUGUCUGCGAUGUCCAGUCGCCGAACAUCAUGACCCGCGACUUCACCGACUCGACCAAGUUCUUCAUUAAUCACUCGUUCCAUUUGGUCAAGAACGGAAAAGUGCAGCAACGUGGCAAAGUGAAUCUGAUCGGCCGACUCCAACUUUCUCUGGAGCCGAACACGGAGAAGGAGCACGAGAGCAUUGUGGCGCUGCGAGAGUUCCGAGUGCAAGAGGGCAUCGUGAAGAUUCUGAAGACGCGGAAGACGAUCGAUUUGGAUCAGUUGAAGAAGGAGCUCGGCGAGAUUCUGAAGCCGUUGUUCACGCCGAACAAGAAGCUCAUAAAGGAGCAGAUCGACUGGCUUCUGGACAACAAGUAAGAUAGAUUCAGAUGGAUUUUGUAAGCUCAUCAAAUUCAUUUUGCAGUUACAUGACUCGCGGCCCGGAUAUGAACACAUUCAUGUACGCUUGAAGGCGCAGGUCACACCGAUGAUGAAAAUGCAGUUCGCCAGAAUCUCAUACAUAUACAGUAUCCUUGAUCCGAUGUCGUCUAGUCCCCCGUAUCUGUAAAAUAUUGCUCUGACCCCUUAUUGAAUAUGGGUUCCCCACGUGGAUAUCCUCUAGCACUUUCUGAUUAACCCUAGACAACGGUGACUGUGAAUUGAUAUCGAAAUCGAAAUCGAACAAAUGUAUUCUCGCUUGUAUAAAUUUGGUUGAAAAGUUACAAUGUUUGAACAGACGGACGGAACACUGGAAAAGGCAAAAACAAAUGGAAAUGUUGAAAAUAUUAUGAAGCAAAGGUCAUCGGCGGGAAAUUGAUAUAAAAGGAAUGAUACAAUACCAGGAGAAAGUAUCUGGAAAUGAGAUUCUUCUUGCUUCUCUCCUCCGUACUUCUAGAAGUAUUCUAUGCUCAGCCGGAUUUGGUAACCGACAAUAGCGAGCCCCGAAAAGCCCCGCAUUCCAGAAUCCAAUUCAUCAGCUGUGCCAGCCGUGUAUUCUCGGCGCAAACGCGGUAAAGAGCACGAACAAGCUGCCGACUGUCAAGGAAGUGCGUCGAUUGAUUGCUCCGGGAAGGCCAUUAACAUUUUACGAGUUUGAACUUUAUUAUAGGCGGAGAAAAAGACGUGCAACACGAUUCUCAACAAUGAUUUGGUGUGCAACGGAGCCAUCGAAGUGGCCGGAAUCUACCUGAACUGGACGCCCGCCGAGAAGAUUUGCGAGAACUUUCUGAUGUGUUCGAGCGCGACGGCGGAUAAAAAGAGGAUGAGGGCGCCGGCGAGAGCGGCCAAACGACCCGAUGAGUUGGCGAUGAGAGUUAUGGCGGUGGGUGAGGAGAGUGAGGAAAACACUAUGAAAUAUGAAGAACAUGUUCAGGUGUUCGACACCGAUGAGUUCCCCGCUUUCCCUGUCCGGUCUUCAAGACAAUCUGGGUUCAACUACAACAUCACAGAAGCUGAAGACUUGGAAAAGUGUAAGAGUUGAGCGAUAGAGCGCGUAUGUCUAAUAGUUUAAAUGUUCAGUUUUCCGAGAACAAAGCGUAGAAGUCAAUGCGGUUAUUCAACAGUUCAUCGAGAGAUUCCAAGUUGCUCUGCAAGUUUACUUGAAUGGAAUAACCAGCAAAUAA